AAGCAUCCCACAAACCCUAAUUUUCCCUCUUAUUCUCCCUGCUCUUCCUUGCGUGAGAUCUACACUUUCUCAGACUCGAUCCCUACCAUGGCUGCCUCUACAUCGCAACUGGAAGAUACUACCCGUGAGAUUAUAGAAGGUACUUCCAUACUCAACAUCGACGAUACUUCCAUACUCAACAUCGACGAUGUGAUGACAUCGCAACUGGAAGAUACGAUCGAGAAGUUAAAGAAAGUGGUGAGGAGUUUGGAAGAGAUAAAUAGAAAUUCAACCAUGGCCUCACUCACAUAUAAGCUUUACCGUUUUAUACUGGAGAAAGAAGAUGAGGCUGCCGCCGAACUCAACGCUGUGGACACAGACUCUAUCGAGACAAAGCUGGUGAAACUAGAAAACAAACAGAGAUAUAUCCGUGAAGUUGAAGACAACCCGAUCGACAUCCGUAGUUUGUACAGGCCUAAACUUGUUAAGCUUUUAAAGGAGAGAGGGUUUACACCAUUCCCAUCUGAAGAUAAGCCUUUCUCACACUAUGACUACCUAGAUGUUGCUUUACAUAUGGAAUUACCUAUUCAAAAAUACGAGGAGCUAUGCGAUCAAAAAAAUGUGUUGCAAGACAUAGUUUCUAUUUUGAAGAGGAUUAUUGAUGCCUAUCAACAUUAACUAAUCUGCGGAUUUGGUUCAAGAUUGGUCAACUAGUUUUUUUUUUCUUUUAUGAAAGCUGCAGUCUCUCAAUUGCUAUGGAAAGAUCAAAAUAGUAGUUACAAUUCUGCAUUGUAACACGAAUGUUUUCUUCUUUUAGCUUUCAGUUUUUGUGUGUUGCAAACUCUUUUGUUAAAUUUUUAUGGUUUCUUAACUCGUUUGUCAUCAUUUUCUU
Arabidopsis thaliana (thale cress) is the source of this 871-nucleotide messenger RNA. Its product is annotated as Mid-1-related chloride channel domain-containing protein. The transcript is spliced from 3 exons. Gene Ontology annotation, molecular function: DNA binding; ATP binding; DNA topoisomerase type II (double strand cut, ATP-hydrolyzing) activity. Lineage: Eukaryota; Viridiplantae; Streptophyta; Magnoliopsida; Brassicales; Brassicaceae. The record is from RefSeq and is marked reviewed. The coding region runs from base 88 to 657 and encodes 189 amino acids.